Striga hermonthica is the source of this 1506-nucleotide messenger RNA. The record is from the annotation of a GenBank genome assembly. NCBI's taxonomy places the organism in Eukaryota, Viridiplantae, Streptophyta, Magnoliopsida, Lamiales, Orobanchaceae.
AUGGAAGUGAAAUACGGCAUGGAAGUGAUGUACGGCGGCGAUGCGUUCUCGGGGGAGCCUCUCGAUGGCAUUUAUGCAUCACUUGUUGAGAGGCAACAUAAUGGCUUGCCUUCUGUCAUUGUUGUUGGCGGUGGUAUAUCAGGAAUUGCUGCGGCGCGCAUGCUUCAAAAUGCAUCAUUUAAGGUGACCCUGUUGGAGUCCCAAGACAGAAUUGGUGGCCGCAUUCACACUGAUUACUCAUUUGGUUGCCCAGUAGACAUGGGAGCUUCAUGGUUGCAUGGUGUCUGCAACGAGAAUCCAUUGUCUCCCAUUAUACGUCGUUUGGGGCUCACUUUGUAUCGCACAAGUGGUGAUGACUCCCUUCUAUAUGACCAUGAUUUGGAAAGUUAUGCUCUAUUUGACGUAAAUGGUCAUCAAGUUCCCCAAAGUAUGGUUAUUGAAGUUGGAGUUGCAUUCAAGAAAAUCCUUGAAGAGACGGAUAAAGUGAGGAAUGAACAGAGCAAUGACAUAUCUAUUAAGGAAGCAAUGUCAAUCAUUUUGGAUAGACAUCCAGAAUUCAGACAAGAAGGCCUUGCACACGAAGUUCUGCAGUGGUACAUAUGUAGGAUGGAAGCUUGGUUCGCUGCAGAUGCAGACAUGAUAUCUCUGAAAGCCUGGGACCAGGAGAAAGUACUUUCCGGUGGCCACGGACUCAUGGUGCAAGGGUAUGAUCCGGUGAUAAAGGCCCUGUCCAGAGAUAUUGAUAUUCGUUUAAAUCACCGGGUGAAAAGAAUCGUCAAUGGGUAUAAGAAGGUGAUUGUAACAGUUGAAGACGGCAGUGAGUUUGUAGCGGAUGCUGCCAUCAUCACAGUUCCCUUGGGAAUCUUAAAAGCCAAGUCGAUUGAGUUUGAACCUAAGCUGCCCGAAUGGAAACUAUCUGCAAUAUCCGAUCUUGGCAUAGGAAAUGAGAAUAAAAUUGCUUUAAAAUUCGACCAUGUCUUUUGGCCAAACGUGGAGCUUUUGGGCGUUGUUGCCACCACUUCUUAUUCGUGUGGCUAUUUUCUCAAUCUCCACAAGGCUACGGGCCAUCCCGUUCUCGUCUAUAUGGCAGCCGGGGCCCUCGCUUAUGACCUUGAAAAGCUCUCGGACGAGGCUGCUGCUAAUUUUGCCAUGGUACAGCUAAAACGAAUGUUUCCAGAUGCAACUGAGCCGGUUCAAUACCGCCUGUCACGCUGGGGAGCUGACCCGAACAUCCUGGGCUCGUAUUCGUACGAUGCGGUUGGAAACUCGGAGGACAUAUAUGACAGGCUGCGGGCCCCAGUGGGCAAUCUCUUCUUUGGGGGUGAGGCAGUGAGUGUCGACCAUCAGGGCUCGGUUCACGGCGCAUAUUCUGCCGGGAUCUUGGCAGCCGAGAAUUGCCAGAGGCACAUACUGCAGAGGCUCGGGAGUCUCGAGAGAAUACCACUCGUCGCCUGUCGGGAGGAAGCUGUCGAGGCUAGUGUUCCUCUUCAGAUUUCCAGGCUGUAA